CCGUGGCAGGACAAGGAGCGGCGUCUCCGCCAGCGUCUCCGCCGGAUCCUGCCCAUCGACGUGCACCGCCCGGAGCCGCUGGGAGCCCCGCUGCGCCCGCGGGCCGACGCGCUGCUCUCCGCCUUCUGCCUGGAGGCCGUGAGCCCCGACCGCGCCGCCUUCGUGCGGGCACUGGCCCAUGUGGGCAACCUGCUGCGCCCGGGGGGCCACGCCGUGCUGCUGGGGGCCCUGGGCGAGUCCUUCUACCUGGCGGGCCCCGCUCGGCUGCCCGUGGUGCCGCUGCGGGAAUCGGACGUGCGGGAGGCGCUGGCGGCCGCGGGGUUCGCGCUGCGGGAGCUGCGCAGUUACGCCAUGCCCCCCGCGCUCCGCACCGGCGUGGAUGAUGUGGACGGCGUGUUCUUCGCCCACGCGCAGAAACCGCUGGAAAGCUGAGGGGAAUUCCCGGGAAAUGCCUGGGAAAUGCCCGGGAAAUGCCACCCUGCCCGGCAGCCCCAGGGGUGGGGAGGGAUGGAGUCAGCGCCGGGCUGGAUGGGGACAAUAAAGGCUGAGGAUGGUGAC
Messenger RNA from Pyrgilauda ruficollis (rufous-necked snowfinch), 558 nucleotides. RefSeq names its product phenylethanolamine N-methyltransferase-like. The record is from RefSeq and is a predicted model, not a curated record. Gene Ontology annotation, molecular function: phenylethanolamine N-methyltransferase activity. The annotation marks the transcript as partial. The transcript has a single exon. Gene Ontology annotation, cellular component: cytosol. NCBI's taxonomy places the organism in Eukaryota, Metazoa, Chordata, Aves, Passeriformes, Passeridae.